AUGUCCGAGAUGAUUGCACAGAACGAGACAUCGAGUCUAGGUGCCGCUCCAUCACCUCGAGGGAGUGCACGAAACCGGCAUCGAAAUCGGAAAGCUGCUCUUGUUUGUCGGACCUGUGUCAGGUGUCGAGUUAAGAAGCAAUCACUCAGCUCGUCCAUUAAUUCAGAGAAUUUCCAGAUCAAAUGCGAUGGAAACCACAAUGGAUGCUCACACUGCGCUACUUCUCGCAAUGUGUGUAGAUUUCCUGUCGAUGGCCGGCGAGAGAGCGCCAGGACCACCAAGGCUGAUGUGCAGGCUCUUCAAGACGAGCUGAAGUGUGUACGAGCUCUACUUCACAAUUCCCAGAGCCCAAAACAGCCAAACAAUUCCGAAAUUCUGCGAAGUGGCCAGAUUCAUCGAGGGACACCGGUAGAAGCAGCUCAUGCGCUUUCUCCCUCGGAAGCUCGUCUUGCUGGAACAAUCACUGAAACUGGCGAGCUCCAAGUGCAUGGAAUCACGAGCACAUUGCACCGCCCAGAAACAGACAUUGAUCCUUCAAGCGAGAUAUAUGGCAACAGCACUCUCGACGAUGAAGUGGCUAAAGCACAACUCAUCUCCUAUGCCGCUAUCCAGCGACAAAAAGAAUUGGCAAUGAAGCCAACUCGAGCUCUUUCCAUGAAUAUCGAUUUCGAUGGUCUUCCUCCCGACCUAGCAUUUUAUCUUCUUUCCAUUCACUGGAACUCACAACACUUCUCUUUUCUCCUCUCCUACCGUCCAGCUAUCAUGGACAGUCUCUGCAACAAUGGACCCUACUCGAAUAAGUUGUUGCUGAACGCCAUUUACUACUCCAGCUGCUUGCACAGUAAUCAAGAAUCCCUUCGAUCAGAUCCCAAUGAUCCACAGAGUAUGGGACUUCAGUUCUACCAACGAUUCAAACAUUUACUUCCUGAGUUCAUCGAUGAAGCCAGCAUUCCCACAGCCGUUGCUCUCUUACUCUGUGGAGCAAGUCUCGUAUCUCAUGGCAAGCAAAGCGCUGGCUGGAUAUACUGCGGAAUAGCAUAUCGACAUAUCCUAGACUUAGGUUGCCAUCUCUGCAUUCAAGAAGGGAAUCGAAAGCCCUCGAAGGAAACAGUCCUCGAACAAGAAAUGAAAAGGAGACUAUACUGGGGAGCAUUCAUGACUGACAAAUUCCAAUCCCUCUACUUGGGCCGCCCACCCGUCCUCCACUCCUCACACGCACGAGUCCCAAAAGCGUACCUAGACACUUUCGAAGAGCUCGAAGAAUGGACACCACAUUCACCCUGUCCAAACUACAUGCCUCGUCCUGCGUACGCAACCUCCACAGCACUCUCUCUAAUCUCUCUAGCAGAGAUCAUAGAGACAAUUAUCGAUACUUUCUACUCAAUAUCCAGCAUAAAGACAGCUCCCGAGAAACUCUUACGCAUCAAAGCAGAAACCCAAACCAGACUUCUGGCUUGGAAGACGAAUCUACCUCAGCACUUGCAAUACAACCCCGAAACAGACCAAACGCCCCCACCACAUCAAAUAACACCCCACGCCAUCUACCAAACAACCCAAAUCCUCCUCCACCGCCCCUUCCUUCCCACCGGCCACCUCUCAUUCAUUGACCCCACCACCACCCACGACUCAGACUCAACAACCUGCUCCUCAGCCUCCAUCCAGAUCUGGCACCUGCUCCGCGCCUACAAAGAAACAUUCACUCUCCGCCACGCACCCUACCUAAUAUCCUACGCCGCCUAUUCCGCCGCCCUGAUAAUCCUGCAAACGCAAACCCUGCAGCAACACCCCGAAUGCGUGCCAUUCUUCUGGACCGCGCUGUUGGAGCUACAAAAUGGGUGUAACUCCGGCCUUAAGAAACCGCUUACGAUUUUGAAGAGUCUUGUGAAACAGAUGGAGCCUUCUACUUCAAGAGAAGCUGUCAACGCACAAGUAACAACAAGAGGGGCAAGAGGAGAUCAAGUAUACUCAACAGACUACAUUCCUAACGAUAACUUGGAUUUGCUGGGGGAGAUAGAGAUGUGGGAUCAGAGCCAGUGGUUGGAUUUGGAUACUAUUGUGAGUGAGGAGGGACUGUUGAGUGAUAAUGAAACUUCAUCGGUGAUAUGA
Messenger RNA from Mollisia scopiformis, 2106 nucleotides. RefSeq lists its product as uncharacterized. Gene Ontology annotation, molecular function: DNA-binding transcription factor activity, RNA polymerase II-specific; DNA binding; zinc ion binding. NCBI's taxonomy places the organism in Eukaryota, Fungi, Ascomycota, Leotiomycetes, Helotiales, Mollisiaceae. The record is from RefSeq and is a predicted model, not a curated record. The transcript has 5 exons. Gene Ontology annotation, biological process: regulation of DNA-templated transcription; DNA-templated transcription. Bases 1 to 2106 code for a protein of 701 amino acids.